AUGACUUCUCAACUAACAAAGCAUCUACCAACAAAAACAAUCGAAAAACACGCCUGGCCGCACAUACAAGGUCUCUUCUUGGCUGAUUCUAAAUUUAAUCAGUCAAGUAGAAUAGACAUGCUUCUAGGUAUUGAAGUAUGUGCUGAAAUAUUGAUAGGUGAUAUUAUAAGAGAUCCUCCUGGUUCUCCAUGUGCACUAAAUACAAAACUAGGCUGGAUAUUCUUUGGAAACAUUGCACAGCACACAGCUUCAGAGGAAUUUGUGACCACUCAUCAUCAUGUUGAUGUAGAAAAUAUGUUGAAGAAUAUGUGGGAAAUAGAAACUUCUGACAAAAAUGAAUACACUAAAGAAGAAAAAUUAUGUGAAGACUUAUACAAUUCAACAUAUUAUAGAACAAAAGAUGGAAAAUACAUCGUACAAUUACCAAAGAAGACAGCAACUCUAUUAUCAACAGAAGGAGAAACACGAAAUAUAGCUAUGAAAAGAUUGCAGAUGUUAGAAAAGCGUUUUACCAAGGAUUUGAAAUUAAAAAAAGAAUAUAUCAAGGUUAUAAACGAAUAUUUAGAGAAGAAUCAUAUGGAAGAAGUCCCAAAUAAUGAAAUAAAUAAACCUUCCGUAUAUUUACCACAUCAUCCAGUUAUACGAGAAGACUAA
Molecule: messenger RNA, 654 nt
Organism: Vanessa atalanta (red admiral)
Lineage: Eukaryota; Metazoa; Arthropoda; Insecta; Lepidoptera; Nymphalidae
Exons: 1
Coding region: 1-654 (217 amino acids)
Source: RefSeq, a predicted model, not a curated record